Molecule: messenger RNA, 479 nt
Organism: Acaulospora colombiana
Lineage: Eukaryota; Fungi; Glomeromycota; Glomeromycetes; Diversisporales; Acaulosporaceae
Source: the annotation of a GenBank genome assembly
GGAUGUUGCUGGCGUUAUUUCAGAUAUAUGCUUUGGUGUUGGUACAGGUAGCAACGCUUAUUAUCACCAUUCCGUUUCAUGCCAUACCCAUUGUGGGAACAUUUAUCUACUGCUAUCUUAAUGGGUGGGUAAUGACAUGGGGCCAUCAAUUGCACUACCAUUUGGAAAUAAAAGAACUAAGCAUAAAUCAAUCACGAAAGUUAGCGUGGAGAAAUCGCGAUGAUUACAUUUUAUUCGGAAUGGUGGCCGUGGCACUUGAACUAAUACCAAUAGCGAAUUUCAUUUUCUUCUGGACAAAUGUAGUUGGUGCCGCGUUAUGGACGGCUGAUGUUCUUAUCGAAGAACGCAGAGAUGCAUUAAACCGGUCAAUUGGAUUUACAGCCCCAUUCUUGGACGAAGAAGCUGCCAGAAUAGAUUAUCAAACUGUGCCGAGGAUAGAUGGUGAUUCUAAUACUCACUAUGGGGCAACCUCUAGAUAA